GGGGGAGGUGGUGGGAGACCGAGAGACGUCAUAGAAAGGAGAGAGAGAGAGAUUUGAAACACCGCGUUCAGAGUUCAGCCAGCAGUGAGCCGUUUCUCUCUCUCGCCCUCCACUCCCUUGCACCGGCGUGGAGAGGUCUGUCCUGGGUCUCUCGUCUUCGGCUGGGAAUCGAAGAUGUCUCUCAAAGACUGCGCAUCUGAAUGGACGGACUUGGAGAAAGAUUACCAGGCGCUGAAGGAGCGCCACCGGGUGUACAUGGAGCGGCUGGCCGAGUUGACCUCCAUGCAGUCCGCGUGCUCCUCCUCCAUCUCCCGCCAGAAGAGGCUACUCAAGGACCUCAACAGCAAGCUCAAGAGGUGCGGCCGUGGUGGAGGCGCGAGCGGAGAGGAGAUGGAGAAGCUGGAGAGGAUUGGUGUCGGUGUGAAGGAGCAGGAGGUCACCUUCGAGGAAAUGGAGGCGUUCCUCCCCAAGAAGAAUGGGCUCUACCUGCGCUUGGUCCUGGGCAACGUGAACCUCACUCUGCUGAGCAAGCAGGCCAAGUACGCCUACAAGGACGAGUACGAGACCUUCAAGCUGCGCCUCACCAUCGUCUGCUUCCUCAUGUCGCUCACCCUACUGCUGGGCGUCAACACCAGGGUGACAGACGCCAUCCUUAACUUCGUGCUCGUGUGGUACUACUGCACGCUCACGCUCAGGGAGAGCAUCCUCAUCAACAACGGCUCCCGCAUCAAGGGCUGGUGGGUGAUCCACCACUAUGUGUCCACCUUCCUCUCCGGAGUCAUGCUCACCUGGCCGGAUGGGGAGAUGUACCAGAGCUUCAGGACGCAAUUCCUGGGCUUCUCCGUGUACCAGAGUGUGGUGCAGUUCUUGCAGUACUACUACCAGAGUGGAUGCCUCUACCGCCUGCGAGCUCUGGGGGAGAGACGCAGCCUCGACAUCACAGUGGAGGGGUUCCAGUCGUGGAUGUGGCGGGGCCUCGCCUUCAUCAUCCCCUUCCUCUUCUUCGGCCACUUCUGGCAGCUGUACAACAGCUACACGCUCUACCACAUGUCCCUGUCGCCGCAGUGUCGUGAGUGGCAGGUGCACGUGGAGGCGCUUGUCUUCUUCGUCCUCUUCAUCGGAAACUUCUUCACAACCCUCAAGGUGGUGUCCUCGAAAAUGCGCGAGAGAUACACUCGGCACAAGAGAACAUGACACGGCAGCAACAGCAACAAGAGAAGCCUCUACAACAACAACAAGAGCCACCACAACGAGCCACCACAACAACGAGCCACCACAACGAGCUGCAACAACAACGAGCCGCUACAACAACAGUAUCAAGAGGAACUGAAGCAGCAUCCGAGUCUUGAGCAGCAUUAAAAGCAUCAACGGCAACAGCAACAAGAGGAGCCAGCAAGUGGAGGAGCAGCAGUAAGAGGAGGAGCAGUAAUUGGGUGGGGAGGGGGGGGGAUGCUUAAACCAAAAUUCCAUUCUAUGAGUAGGACCGAUUUGGAUGUCACUCGGCACUGAUAUUGGCCGUGGUCAGGAAUCAAAGUCGGAUCGUCGGAUUUGUAGCGCAGCGUGAUAACCGCUGCACUACCGCUCCUCACGCGCGCGCACACACACACACUGGCCAACACACACUGGCCACCACACCA
Messenger RNA from Petromyzon marinus (sea lamprey), 1637 nucleotides. Its product is annotated as transmembrane protein 120B-like. Gene Ontology annotation, cellular component: membrane. The record is from RefSeq and is a predicted model, not a curated record. NCBI's taxonomy places the organism in Eukaryota, Metazoa, Chordata, Hyperoartia, Petromyzontiformes, Petromyzontidae. Gene Ontology annotation, biological process: fat cell differentiation.